Peromyscus californicus insignis is the source of this 2937-nucleotide messenger RNA. Its product is annotated as basigin-like. The record is from RefSeq and is a predicted model, not a curated record. Gene Ontology annotation, molecular function: cell-cell adhesion mediator activity. Gene Ontology annotation, biological process: dendrite self-avoidance; homophilic cell-cell adhesion; axon guidance. Bases 2146 to 2937 code for a protein of 263 amino acids. Gene Ontology annotation, cellular component: axon; plasma membrane. The transcript has a single exon. Lineage: Eukaryota; Metazoa; Chordata; Mammalia; Rodentia; Cricetidae.
UUUUUUUUUUUUUUUUUUUUGAGACUGGGUUUCUCUGUGUAACAGUCCUGGAGCUUGCCUUGAAUUCACAGAGAUCUGCCUGCCUCUGCCUCUCCAGUGCUGGGAUUAAAAGUGUGCACCCACCACUGCCCAGCUCUGGAAACCAUCUUUAAUAUGUACAUCCUUUUUGAAAAAAAUUAUCUGUGUGUAUGUGUGCCCUCAUGAAUUUAUGUGCAUGACAUAUGUGCAGGUGCCUGAGGAGGACAGAAGAGAGUACUGGAUGCAGAUGGGUGUUGGGAAUGGGACCUGAGUCCUUGGUGAAAGCAGUAAAUGUGGUGAUAUAUUGUGUACCCUAAUAAACUCGCCUGAGGAUCAAAGGAUAGAGCCAGCCACUAGAUUAGACAUGGAGGUCAGGCAGUGGUGGCACACACCCUUAAUCCUGUCACUCGGGAGGCAGAGAUCUGUCUGGAUCUCUGUGAGUUCUAGGCCACACUGGAAACAGAGCCAGGCAGUGGUGGCACACGCCUUUAAUCCCGGGAAGUGAUGGCAGGGCGGAGAAAGGUAUAUAAGGCAUGAACAAAUAGGAACUCACUCUUUUUAGGCUGAGGAUUUCAUAGAGGUAAGAACUAGUUAGUGGCUGGCUGUUCUGCGUCUCUGAUCUUUCAGCUUUUACCUUGAUAUCAGGCUCUGGGUUUUUUUGUUUUUUUUUUUAAUUAAAAGACCAUCUAAGAUUUGAACAAGUAAGCACUAAAAUUUGGAAUCUCAGUGCGUGCACUCUUGAAAAACCUGCAACUACAGGGCUGGAGAGAUAUCCCUGUAGUUAAGAGCCCUUGUGUGAUCAUGAGGGUUGGGUUUAGAUUUUAGCAUCACAUCACAAGGUGAGUCUACGUACCUGGCAUACACACGAGCAACAGCACACACAAAUAAAUAAACCUUUAAGAAUAACCUGGAACUACUUUCUAGUUCUUUCAAUGAAGAAUUUCAAUGGGAAUUUGUCUCACCUGUCCUAGGGACUGCUCAGCUGGUCAGGCCUGGCGGCAAGUACACUUACCUGCUGAGCCAGGUAUCUCCCCAGCUUGGAAUUGAAGUCUUUAGUAAUAAUAAGCCCCAACUUUCUGGUGAGUCUGCAAGACCUGAUUGCGACUUUUGGAAACCUUAAAUGCUCCCCAGCACUUUCAAUCUUACACUGGAGGGGCUGGGGAGAUGGCUCUGUGGUAAAGUCCUAAUUGCCAAGCCCGAGGACACAAGUUCCCUCCCCGGUAUCGACAUGAUAGAAGGAGAAAACCAAUUCCUGCAAGCUGUCCUGACCUCCACAAGCACAUACUCCACAAACAACCCCCCAACCCCGCACACUUGCUCAAUAAAUGUAAAAUAAAAAAGGAAUCAGACUUGGUUAAGGGUACUUCGACUGCGUUUGUCUCUUCUACUAUUAAAAAUAGGAUUUGCAAGCCCACAGUGUUUGCUGUAACACACUAUCAGAAAUAGUCAAUAAACACUAGUUGGAUUAGUUUUUAAACAAUCAUGGAAAAUGAAAACAGACUUGCUGAGUAUGAUGACUGCAAUUCUAUCUGAACCUACUGGUCUUUGGAAGUAUUGUUUUCACUUCUACAUAUCCAUCAAAACUAAAGGAUCCCGGGGCCAGCAGGAUGGCUCAGUAGGUACAGGCAGUUGCCAUUAAGCCUGGUGACCUGAGCUCCUGAAAGGUGUUCUCUGACCUCAACCUCCCCAUACUUGAUUUGUCUGUACCCAAAUAAAUAAAUAAAUGUAACUAAAAAAAAAAAAAAAAAAAGAGCGGGCAGUGGUGGCACACACCUUUAAUCUCAUCAUCAGGAGGUAGAGGUAGGUGGAUCUCUUCGGUUCCAGGACAGCCAGGGCUACACAGAGAAACCCUGUGUUGUGUGUGUGUGUGUGUGGCAGGGGGGGAGGGGGUUAUUAAAAAAAAAAACACCCAAAAACAUGCUAGGGAAACGCUCUUAAUACUGAGCCAAUACUUUUAAACUAGGAGAGCAUUUAUAAUUACAUGGUUUUUACUUAAAAAAAUACUCUGAUUAGAUUUGGUAGAAAUGGGAUCGUGUACAUGUACUAACAUAAAAAUUAUCUUUCAGUGAUAAUAUAACAUACUGGUCCUUAUAGAGCCGCCGCGGGGCCGCGCUCCGACAAGACAACAUGGCGGCGGCGCUGCUGUUGGCUUUGGGCUUCGCGCUCCUGGGCGGCCAAGGCGCCUGCGCUGCGGCGGGCACCAUCUUAACCUCCAUCAACGACGACGGCUCCAAGACAUACCUUACGUGCUCUCUGAACAGCAGUGGCGUCGACAUUGUUGGCCACCGCUGGGUGAGAGGUGGCAAGGUACUUCAGGAGGACACGCUACCUGACCUGCAGAUGCAGUACACGGUGGACACAGACGACAGCUCUGGGGAAUAUUCCUGCAUCUUCCUUCCCGAGCCCGCCGGCAGGGGUGACAUCCUUGUGGAAGGACCACCCCGGAUCAAGGUGGGAAAGAAGUCGGAGCAUGCCAGUGAGGGAGAGAAUGUGAAACUGGUCUGCAAGUCUGACUCAUCCCACCCUCCUAUCACUCAGUGGACCUGGUUUAAGACCUCUGACUCUGGAGACCAGCUGAUCACCAAUGGCUCUGAGAGCAAGUACGUCGUGAUAUCCACAGCGGAGAGAUCUGAGCUGACCAUCAGCAACCUGGACAUGAAUAGCGACCCUGGCACCUACAUGUGUAACGCCACCAACCCCCAGGGCACUGUCCAGGAGAGGAUCACACUGCGUGUGCGAAGCCGCCUGGCUGCCCUCUGGCCCUUCCUGGGCAUUGUAGCUGAGGUCCUGGUGUUGAUCACUAUCAUCUUCACUUAUGAGAAGCGACGGAAGCCCGACCAGAUCCUGGACGAGGAUGACCCUGGUGCUGCCCCACUGAAGGGCGCCGAGCAUCACACCAAGGACAAGGACAAAAUUUGA